Molecule: messenger RNA, 732 nt
Organism: Echinostoma caproni
Lineage: Eukaryota; Metazoa; Platyhelminthes; Trematoda; Plagiorchiida; Echinostomatidae
Source: the annotation of a GenBank genome assembly
AAAUUUAUGGUUCAACGUGAACAUUUACUUUGCGAUUCUCUGUCUCGAGCUGGCUCGUCUAAUCCAACCGUGGAGUCUUUACGCAAGGAGCGAUUGAUUUCAAUGAAGCAAACGUUGGAACAAUAUGAGGCGUGCCUAAGACAUUUAGUGGAUUGUUCAGGUGCUCGAUUCAAACCGUCGGGCGAUCGAUAUAACACUCGGUUGGAUUUUGUUCCCACCAAUUUGCACGUGAAUCAGAUUGCAUUGACCGAUUGGGACGGUCAAAUCGUCUCUUCGCAUACAAUUGUCAGCGCUGGCGUGUUUUCUGUGGCUUCUCGCAUGUACAAAGUCGGCGGCUUGUUUCGGCACGCCGCGGACACCGCUCUCGGGAGUGUUCCCUAUCCGCCCACUCGGUUGGCUGUGCGUUCCCUCGUCUCGCAGUCGCCCGUCGCCUCGGCUGUCUGUCUCGACGACACCGCGUUGGCUGGUAAAUCAAAUGCACUGCUCUAUCGGGGUACUGGUUCAAUGGCUAUGCUGCGCGCAGAUCUAAUGGGACUGGUUCAGCGUCUCACUGCCAAAGACCAAGCCGAACCGUUGGCUGAACGCAUUCAAAAGUCGGACUCGAUUCCCAGUUCAACACACUCCUCACUCUACUUACCCAGUUGUCGAAACUGGACCGGAAUGAGCAAACCCACCGAUCUCCCGAACGGAUACUAUGUCCUCGAAUUAGCCUGCCCAGUUAAAAUUCGGUAG